GGGGGAUGCCUUGUAGGCAAGAGGAUGAGGAAGAGCAGGGUCUGCCGGAUGGUGCUGGCCACUUGCCUGGGCUCUUUGCUCCUGGUCCUCUUCUACUUCCAGAGCAGCCUGAACCCAGCUGCAGAGGACAGGAUUCUGAAGACCAGCUGGCAUGACAAGUCUGGUCAAAGUCCACUUCAGACUCUUUAUGAUAUCGACAGGUUUGAGCUGUCUUCCCUGCAAGCUACUCACCAACAGAGGCGAGACCUUUUAAGUAGAGUGUGUAAUCGCUACACUCGCAAGCGGCGCCUCCUAACUUCUGAUGACUUGCGACACUUGGUGGUUGAUGAUGUUCACAGCCUGCUCUACUGCUAUGUCCCCAAGGUGGCCUGCACUAACUGGAAACGAGUCAUGAUGGUCUUGACGGGGCGCGGCAAGUACCAGGACCCUUUGCACAUCCCGGCCAACGAGGCUCACGUAUCAUCCAACCUGCGCACCCUCGCCGAGUACAGCACUCCUGAGAUCAACUACCGCUUGCGUAACUACCUCAAGUUCAUCUUUGUGCGGGAACCUUUCGAACGGCUGGUCUCGGCCUACCGCAACAAGUUCACCCGUAACUACAACACGGCGUUUCACAAGCGAUAUGGGACCAAGAUCAUUCAGCGGCAUCGACAAGACCCGAGUGAGGAAGCCAUGGAGCGUGGCCACGAUGUACGUUUUGAGGAGUUUGUGUACUACUUGCUGGACCCGCAGACGCAGCACGAGGAACCUUUCAAUGAGCACUGGGAGCGGGUGCACUCCCUUUGCCACCCAUGCAUCAUCCACUAUGAUGUAGUAGGCAAGUACGAAACAUUGGCAGAGGAUGCCAACUACAUCCUGCGACUGGUUGGGGCUGACGCAGGCGUCAAAUUCCCAUCCUCCUCCAAGACCACCAGGACCAAUGAUGACAUGACAGCUAAGUUCUUCCAGAACAUUAGCCCCUUUUACCAAAGGAGACUAUUUAAUUUAUACAAAAUGGAUUACUUGCUCUUCAACUACUCCCUUCCUUCUUAUUUACGCAUCCGGUGAGGCUGGUGACAGGAGAUCCUGCACCUCCCUCUCCAUUUUAGACUUCUGCUGUCAGCCAAAGAU
Euleptes europaea (tarantolino) is the source of this 1110-nucleotide messenger RNA. RefSeq names its product carbohydrate sulfotransferase 13 (gene CHST13). The transcript is spliced from 3 exons. Gene Ontology annotation, molecular function: sulfotransferase activity. Gene Ontology annotation, biological process: proteoglycan biosynthetic process; carbohydrate biosynthetic process. NCBI's taxonomy places the organism in Eukaryota, Metazoa, Chordata, Lepidosauria, Squamata, Sphaerodactylidae. Bases 25 to 1047 code for a protein of 340 amino acids. Gene Ontology annotation, cellular component: membrane. The record is from RefSeq and is a predicted model, not a curated record.